This is a messenger RNA of Dunckerocampus dactyliophorus (ringed pipefish), 3296 nucleotides long. Its product is annotated as protein FAM171A2. The record is from RefSeq and is a predicted model, not a curated record. Lineage: Eukaryota; Metazoa; Chordata; Actinopteri; Syngnathiformes; Syngnathidae. The coding region runs from base 149 to 2578 and encodes 809 amino acids. The transcript is spliced from 8 exons.
GGCGACCGCCAGAGGACGCCCGCCUCGCUGCCCAGCUUGUGCACGGACUUCCAAACAAGCCCACGACGGCGACGCCUCGGCGUGCGUGCGCGCGUGUUUAUUGUGGGUGCGUGUGCCGCGGCGGAAUGAGAGGCAUGUAGCUGCGACGAUGGCGGCUGUCCGCGUGUGUCGUGUGCUCGUCUGGGCCUGCGUGUGCGCGCUCUGGGAGGCCAAAUCUGUGCCCGAGCAAUUUGAGGUCCAAAUCAAAGUUCAGGUGUUGGACAACAGUGAUCUGUCGCCCCUGGCCGACGCGUUGGUGGAGGUCCACGCCAAUCACAGUGUCCUGGCUUCCUCUCAGGCGGGUGGCGACGGCGUGCUGAGGGUCAGCUUCCUGUACCAGGCGGGAACAUGGGUCAUUAUCAGCGCCUCCAAAGCAAACUACGUCACCAACUCAGUGCCCUGGUACUCGGGCCGGGUCCCCCUCUACGCCUCGGUCAGCUUGUACCUGCUGGCACAGCGGCCUGGAACGCUCAUUCUCUACGACGACGUCCUGCAGGUUCUGUCGGGCUCACCAGCAGGUGGCGCCAAGCAGCCGCUGGUGCAGCUUCAGAGGAAGUCACUGCAGCUGCCACCCAACUCCAAUGACACAACGCUGUCGGCCUUGCUGACCACCGCCAGGAGUCACUUCGAAGUCGGCGGGUUCCCGUUCCUGCUGGGCCGAGAGACCAACAGCUCAGGUGCAGAAGCGGGUUGGACAGAUCUGACACCCCUGGCCGUCUUCAGUGUUCAGCUCUUCGACAAAGAUGGCGUUCCAGUCCAGGUGUCGGAUUCUAUCCACGUCUCUGUGCCGCUUCCGGCUGACACUCGGAACAGGAUGGCCACCAGCGUUCCCACCUGGAUGUAUCAACCUAGAGCAGGACUGUGGGUGCGCAACGGGACGGGGUACAUCCAGAAGGACGGCACUCGGUAUGUGUGGAACGUUGUGGUUCCUCAGAUGGGAUACUGGCUAGCAGCCUUCCCCACCUCAUCAGGUCUUGGGCUGAGCCACCCAGGUCUGCGGGACAUCAGCACCUACCAUACAUUGUUCCUGCUCGCCAUCCUGGGUUCGUUAGCGCUGCUGGUGCUCAUUCUGCUCUGCGUGCUGCUCUACUACUGCAGACGGAGGUGUUUGAAACCACGCCGACAGCACGGGAAGCACAUCCCCUCCAAUGUGAACGGUGCCAAGAGGGACCAAGGCACAUCCACUUCACGUCUCAAUCUCAUAUGUGGUGGUCACGUGGAGUCCGGCCCAUCUAACGACAAGUCAGACCUGUCCGCCUCCCGGGAGGACUUGACCAAGCAUGUUCCAGCUCACAUGUUGCGACAUGCCAAGGGAAAAAACGCUUCCGCUUCCCAGCGUUGCGAAAGCUUCCCCAUGAAGGUCACCCGAGCCACAGACACCAACAAUCUGGACAACCCACUGCUGCAUGAAGACUACAACCGCAGCUAUGGUCCGAUGGAAGGCGGCGAGUCCGACUACCACCAACACCACAGUGCCAACGACAAUCGCGGAUACUCCUCCGACCCACCGUCACCGCCGCGCUUCCAAGGUUACGUGCCAAGCCAGCCUGACAAACCUCCAGAAUACUCUGCAGCAGCGGCUGACAGCCUUGCCCGACCCACCUCGCUCAACACCCAACCGGGUCAGAUCAUCUUCUGCAGCUCCAUUGACCAGAUGAAGGAGAACAUGUACCGCAGCAUGGUGCCAACUCUGGUCAUCCCUGCCCACUACAUGCGCCUGCCCUCCGAGUUUGCCGCCAAGGACGGCAAGGAGCAGAAGGAAGCGGACAAAGAUGGCGUCCAGAUGGGAGGAGGCCAACCACACCAUCAAGUCCAGAAGCAAGGCCAGCAGCAGCAGAGCACCUCGCAUGGCGACAACUCGGACGAGCCGAGCUGGGCGUCUGACACGUCAGGAGGACCCGUGACAAUCCCAGUGCUCUUCAACGACUCUACCAUGGCCCAGAUGAAUGGAGAACUGCAGGCCCUGACUGAGAAGAAGCUUCUGGAGCUGGGCGUGAAGCAGCACCCGAGGGCGUGGUUUAUCUCCUUGGAUGGACGCGCCAACGCACACGUACGGCACUCCUACAUUGACGCUGGUAACGACCUCAGCGGGGGUGGAUUUGGAGGCGGGUCCAGCAGCUGUCCGAGAGAUGUCAACCUGGAACCGCCGUUGGAGGCUCACGAGCACAAGUCCAGCAUCAACCGGAAGGGAAAAGACGAGCGCUGGGAGAUGGGGCGGAAGGGACAAGGGACCGGCAAGAGUUAUUCCAAGUUGGCCUACCCCGACCACAGCGACCCCAGCAGCAGUGAGGGACGCCCGGUGUCCCCCGAAGAGAAUUCCCUCACCCCUCUUCUGGACGAUGGGCCGUCUUCUCGAGGAUCCAUGAUUCCCAGGAAAGGGCGCAGUCGCGGCAACAGCAGCCGAAGCAGCAACAGCGAGACCUGCCGGGACUCCAUGACCAGUCCUGAAGACGACCCGGAUGACAAGGAGGAGAACAAGAAGAGUCCUUGGCAGAAGAUUGAAGACAGGCCUCUCAUGGUGUUCCAUCCGAGGAAGUAAGGAGCCUUCCCUGGCUCAAAAAGCACAACAGCACACCGCUUCUCUGCACUUUGACCUCUCAGUUCCCGCUGGUUACCACUGUGACAGCGAAAGCCGUCAGCUGUCACAUCUGAGCCUUGACUGAAACUUUUCCUUCUGAGGUCCCGUGAAGGAAACAUUUAGCUUUUUCUGCUGCGUUGUCUUGUGAUACCACCGUGGUCCUCCAGAGAGUGGAGGACUUUGAGAGUAAAGGUGUGCGUUAGAUAGUUUGUCACCUGUUUCCAAGGUUGCAUGUCAAUGAACCAACCACACCACCGCGACCGCCCCCGUUGGCCCCACCCCCGGCCCCCACUGGGCGUGUUUACUUGAAUCCUUGUUCCUCUCCUCCAAGUGCCUUCUCUCCAGGAGGGCCUGCUUGGCAUGGAGGUUUCCUACCAGGCCUGGUCUAGCGCCGCCUGCUGGUCCACACUGAGCACACGGCUUCUUCCCGUUUGGAUUGCUCAUCAUCUUCUUUGUCCGCCAUGUGCAUGCGUUGAUGUUUCUGUAAAAAACGUUACCUUCUUCCGGUCGUCAAUGUUUACACUAACAUGAUUCUUUUUCAUUUCAAAGUAAAAGCUUUUGCAAAGUGUAGUGUUGUUUGCUGCGUUUAGGACUUUCCACACCGCGGGAGGAUUAUGAUGGUCAAGUUGUGAGCCUUCAUCCACUUGUAAAUUCUUUAUGUACAAAUAAAUGUGUUCCC